Prunus avium (sweet cherry) is the source of this 612-nucleotide messenger RNA. Its product is annotated as Mitochondrial outer membrane translocase complex, subunit Tom7. NCBI's taxonomy places the organism in Eukaryota, Viridiplantae, Streptophyta, Magnoliopsida, Rosales, Rosaceae. The record is from RefSeq and is a predicted model, not a curated record. Gene Ontology annotation, cellular component: mitochondrial outer membrane translocase complex. Gene Ontology annotation, biological process: protein import into mitochondrial matrix.
CGACGCGUCACAUUAACGACACUUCAUAGCCCCAACCUCCGAGGAAACAAAAACCUUAUAAUUAGGGUUUGAGAGAGGCGAGCAAGCACAGACUACAGACGAAAAUUUCAAUGGCGUCGAAGGUUACUCUGAAGAGCAAGGGCAAAACGACGAAUAAGGGCUCCAAAGGCUCUGAUGAGCGCUCGGUGGCCCAGUCCGUGAAGGAGUGGAGCACGUGGGCCAUGAAGAAGGCCAAGGUCGUCACCCACUACGGCUUCAUUCCCCUGAUCAUCGUCAUCGGCAUGAACUCGGAGCCUAAGCCACAGCUUUCUCAGCUUCUUAGCCCCGUCUGAUCUGAUCGGUUUGGAUCUUUCAAAUUCCAAUAUGGGUUUUUGGUAUUAUCUCUAGUGGGUUAUGGUUCGGUGCCUAUUUGUCGAAUCUACAUCUUAUGGUUCAGGUUACUGUUUAGGGUUUUGUUCUACAUGUUACGGAGGUAUUAGCUUUAGUAAUUGGGUGUAAGGAAUUUUAUGUAUGCUUUUGCUUAAACUGACGAAUGGGCACUUUUCAAUGAGGAUUUUGCCUUUGUAGUUGAAUUUAUUGAAUAUAUAAGAAUUUGGGCUUUGUGCUUCCAAA